This is a messenger RNA of Zingiber officinale, 551 nucleotides long. RefSeq lists its product as uncharacterized. Bases 1 to 384 code for a protein of 127 amino acids. The transcript is spliced from 3 exons. Lineage: Eukaryota; Viridiplantae; Streptophyta; Magnoliopsida; Zingiberales; Zingiberaceae. The record is from RefSeq and is a predicted model, not a curated record.
AUGCAUCAUAUAUUAUGUCGCAUCCCACGUGGCCGCUUCGACUCAGCUGGACUCCCUCCAUCAAGCUCCGUGCUUCUCCAGCGGCGAGUGAGAGGAAGCAGAAGGAGGAGGAAACAAGGAAAUGGCGAUCGUUCUCCGUCUGCUGCUCCUGGCGAUGGAUCUGACGGUCGCCUGCAUCUCCCUCGCGUUUGCUCUCGUGAUCUUCUCCUUCGUCGCCGCCAUUCUCUGCUCCGCCGCCUUCAUCUACAACGCCAUGGCGCUCUCCUUUUAGACCCGAUGCCGCCUGCCUCGUCCUCAGUCCGUUUCCUUUCAGUGCCUCCGUCUUAUUCGAGCGAUAGAUCAUGGAGCAGAGUUGAUCAAUACACUCGGAAAUCCGAUGCUUGAGCAAUAAUAAACUCCAAGCUCCUGUACGUAGCUGUACCUGUAUUCAGUUCUACGAACAAAAAAACAUUACAAUUAGCACUUGUAACAUGGAGCUCAUCCACAUUUAGUCUUCAAUAGUACAUGAAAUCACUGACAGUAUAAUAAAACCCAAUUGAGCUUCUAAGGCU